Molecule: messenger RNA, 1492 nt
Organism: Trichoderma atroviride IMI 206040
Lineage: Eukaryota; Fungi; Ascomycota; Sordariomycetes; Hypocreales; Hypocreaceae
Biological process (GO): mRNA splicing, via spliceosome
Cellular component (GO): spliceosomal complex; nucleus
Source: RefSeq, a predicted model, not a curated record
CACAAAGCUUUUUCACUCUGUGCAUCCAGUCACGCCACAAUGCCGGCCAUCAGACACUCCUCAAAACGAAAGCCGCCGCCUGAGGGCUUCAGCGACAUCGAAGAUGAUCUCUUGAUCUUUGCGAACAAGAUGAAGGAUGCGCAGAACAAGCCUCCACCUCCCGGCCCAAAACACAUGGCGCAGUGGGAAAUCUUUCAGAUUGCGCAUCAGAGAAGCCGCUACGUAUACGAUCUGUACUAUGAGAAGGAGGCCAUCAGCAAGCAACUUUACGAAUGGUUACUUAAAAACGGGUACGCUGAUGCGAUGCUCAUCGCCAAGUGGAAGAAACAAGGUUACGAGAAGCUCUGCUGUUUGCGCUGCGUUCAAACCAAGGAAACCAACUUCAACAGCACUUGCAUCUGCCGAGUACCAAGGGCUCAGCUGAAAGAAGAUAGCGACAUGCAGUGUGUCAGCUGUGGCUGCAGAGGAUGUGCAUCUAGCGACUAAUGGCGAGCUAUGCUCCUGAUUUCCGAAAAUUUGAUUCAAAUAUACAGAUAUGAGUCGGAGAAUGGUCAGUUCAAGGCGUUGGGGCGUCGGGCGUCUAAUUACGAUUGAAAUACUCCGAUACGGACAAAAUAAGAGAGAAACUAUAGAUUGGGUACUAGGUUGAGACCGAAAGAGUUCACUCCCUUUGAUUCCCUUCGUUACCUCUUUGAGAAGCCUGCUCGGCCUCGGCCGAACCGGACGCUGGAUGGUACGAAUUGUAACGCUGACAUGGCUCCAGUAAGAUCUGCCAUAUCAGUAUCUGCUUUCUCCGGCUUCGCCUUGCCCUUAUCCGCCGUAGUGGAAGGCUGCGAUGGCUGUGAUUUGUUAUCGGGCUGUGACGCUUCCUUUUCCAGGGUAUUUGCACGGCGCCUUAAUUCCUUCGCUUGUGAUUGAGAACCAGCCGACGAUCUGCGCCUACGGCUAGCUUCUAUGAGAAGCGAACGUUUCCCAUCAAUUCCGUCCUUUGUGACAGCGAAGAAGAAAUUAUGAGGAAAUUUGUGUUUGUCUAUCAGAUGAAGUCGCCUCUUCUGGGGAGUCAUGCACUUGCGCUCGCAUCCUUCAACAAAGCAGGAAUACUGAGUUAUGUUAGAGAUACUAUUUUUCAUGGCAUAGCGUGGGAAGCAUCGCAUUUAGCUUACUGUGUGCUCUCCCUUUUCUCUGGCGACCCUCGCCAGGGGGUCAUGACACUCUUCAAUGUGUACAUUGAGAAGAUGAUCUGUUGGAAAAUUCUUGCGGCACUCAAUGCACCUGUUUGUGUGAAAAUUGUGGUAAUGGGUUUCGUAAUCGUCGUAGAACCGGAACCCUAUCGAUUCCCUGUGGGGAGGUAGUGAGCAUCUCAUGACGAAUCCGGCUUCCUCGUCUUCAACGGCCGAAUCAAGGCCAACGAUUUUGGAGACGGGUCGGAGAUCGACGUCGGCGUCUGCUAGAUGAGGAGAGUCUGCUUCUGGAGGGCCGGGUUCUAAAUGCU